Molecule: messenger RNA, 702 nt
Organism: Antechinus flavipes (yellow-footed antechinus)
Lineage: Eukaryota; Metazoa; Chordata; Mammalia; Dasyuromorphia; Dasyuridae
Product: V-type proton ATPase 16 kDa proteolipid subunit c-like
Exons: 1
Coding region: 160-618 (152 amino acids)
Biological process (GO): proton transmembrane transport
Cellular component (GO): proton-transporting V-type ATPase, V0 domain
Molecular function (GO): proton-transporting ATPase activity, rotational mechanism
Source: RefSeq, a predicted model, not a curated record
UUGUAUUUUAAGUCCCUGCUAUCUCUUCUUAAUAAAUACAUAUCCCCCGAACGUCUCCGACUUCACCCCGACUUCCAACCCUUUAGCCGCGCUGCCUGGUCCCGUGCUCGGCCUCCCUCCCAGCCCCAUCCCUUUUCCGGCCUCCCAGGCUACGCAGCCAUGUCUGAGGGCCCGGAAUACUCGUCCUUCUUUGGUGUCCUGGGAGCCUCGGCCGCCAUGAUCUUCAGCGCCCUGGGUGCAGCUUAUGGCACAGCCAAAAGCGGCACCGGGAUCGCAGCCAUGGCAGUCAUGCGACCCGACGUGAUCAUGAGGUCAAUCAUUCCCGUCAUCAUGGCUGGUAUCAUCGCAAUCUACGGCCUGGUGGUGGCCGUCCUCAUCGCCAACGCAGUGACCCCGGGGAUCAGCCUCUACAAGAGCUUCCUUCACCUGGGAGCCGGCCUAAGCGUGGGCCUGAGCGGGCUGGCUGCGGGCUUUGCCAUCGGCGUCGUGGGGGAUUCCGGUGUCUGGGGUUCGGCGCAGCAGCCGCGACUUUUCGUGGGCAUGAUCCUCAUCCUGAUCUUCGCCGAGGUCCUCGGCCUCUACGGCCUGAUCGUGGCCCUCAUUCUCUCUACGAAGUAGCCCCUCGCUCCCCUUCUGCCCACCGGCCCCCACCGCCACUCGCCCCAGCAGCCGCAGAGUGUGCUGCAAGACCAGUCGUGAACC